This is a messenger RNA of Cryptomeria japonica (Japanese cedar), 531 nucleotides long. Its product is annotated as RING-H2 finger protein ATL39-like. The coding region runs from base 1 to 531 and encodes 176 amino acids. Lineage: Eukaryota; Viridiplantae; Streptophyta; Pinopsida; Cupressales; Cupressaceae. The transcript has a single exon. The record is from RefSeq and is a predicted model, not a curated record.
AUGUCAUUCUCCUUUCAGUCUUUGUUGGUUCCCUGUGGAGGCACUGCUCUGGUAGUUCUGAUUUACAUUUGGUUGGCCUGGCAUGUCUUGCGCUCUGCUGCAGCCAAUGUUGCAAAUGUUGCAAUUGGGGAAGGGAGCAGCAAAAAGGAAAAUGGUGGGCUUUCUAAGGAUGAUAUUCAGAAGCUGCCCACAUUCAUUUGCCACCCACAUGAGAAGAAUGAGAAACAGAGUGAUGGGGAUGAGAAGAAUGAGGAACAGAGUGAUGACAAGAUUACAGAAGAAUUGAACAUUAGUGAGGAUUUGGAAUGCUGUGUCUGUUUGGAGCAGUUCAAGGAUGGAGAUAAAUGUUUGCUCAUGCCCACAUGCAAGCAUUGUUUUCAUCUUGAUUGUGCAGGUGCAUGGCUUACUAAGCGCCCCAUUUGCCCACUUUGCAGAGCUGCUGCUUUGCCCAAAGAGGAGAAAGAUGAACAACAUUGUGCUACUUCCAAUGAUCACAGUCCUCACUCUACAGUCAUUGAUAUGCCCUCUUAA